GUGAGAGAGGAGUGGCAUCUAUCACCGUUCAUAGAUGGUUCACCAGGAACCAAACGGACGCAAACGGGACAAAAAGGGGCGGGACUUACCUCAAUUCAUCCAAUAAGAAACUAUAAUAUUCGUUGCAAAAUAUUUACCGUUAAAACGUUUUGCUACGACAUGGAUUAAUGAAUACACCCCCAGGGUGAGAGAGCGAGAACACCGAUGACUUUCUAUGAACAUGGCCGCUCAAGAUGAACUCAAUCAACUGGAGCGAGUUUUCUUGCGUUUGGGCCAUGCAGAGACAGACGACCAACUCCAGGACAUCAUAUCCAAGUUCCUGCCCCCGGUCCUCCUCAAACUGUCCAGCGUGCAGGAGGGAGUCAGGAAGAAAGUGAUGGAGCUCCUGGUCCACCUGAACAAGAGGAUUAAGAGCAGACCUUUGAUUCAGCUUCCAGUAGAGACUCUCCUGGUUCAGUACCAGGACCCUGCAGCAGCAUCCUUUGUUACGAACGGUGGAUUCUCUCUGCAGAAUUUCACUAUCAUUUACAUCAAGAUGGGUUACCCUCGACUGGAGGUGGGGAAACAGUGUGAGCUGGCACCAACCCUGCUGACUGCUAUGGAGGGCAAGCCUGAACCCCAACAGGAUAGCUUGAUGCAUCUUCUGAUCCCAUCCUUGUAUCACAUGAAGUACCCAAAGGACUCCUCCAACACUUCCAAGAUGGCCUCCCCCUUCAUCCUGAUGGAGAAACCCAAAACGGUCCAGCUACUGCUGGAGUUCAUGCUGGACGUACUGCUGAUGCCCUACGGGUUUGUCCUGAACGAACCUCCCACUCGCCCAGCUCCCUCGUCCCCUCAGGGUAGCUCUGGGGCAGCGGCGGCCGGACAGGGCCUCCCCCAGCCUCCUCCAGGGAUGAGCGUCUACGCUGCCAAGAGGGUCAUCGGAGAGGCCCAGUGGAGCCCAGAGCAGCUGGAACAGUGUAAGCUCGGCAUAGUGAAGUUCAUCGAGGCAGAGCAGGUACCAGAGGUGGAGACGGUCAUACACCUGGUGGUUGCCUCUAGCGACACAAGACACGGCGUUGCCACGGCCGCAGACCUGGAGCUCAAGAGCAAGCAGAGUAUUAUCGACUGGAACAACCCCCUGAUCGUCAACAAGAUGUACAAGGUCUACCUGGGAGACAUCCCCCUCAAAACUAAGGGGGCCAGUCUGAAGAGAGAGCUGAAACAUGAGCCGGUCAGCACCAGAGUCAAGAUGAAGAUCCUACCACAUCUCUUACGCUCACGCCUCGCCGCUGAGUGCUUCCCUGCUAACAUACAGGUGGUGUACGACGGUCUGUUUGGAGCCAACACCAACAACAAGCUGCUCUCUCUUACACUUCAGUUUGUUCACCACAUCUGUCAGGUAUGUCCUGACACCAACAAGCCACUGGGUCUGAUGCUGCUGAAUGGCCUCACCAAGCUCAUCAAUGAGUACAAAGAGGAUCCUAAGUUGCUGUGUAUGGCCUACUCUGCUGUGGGGAAACUGUCCAGCCGGAUGCCCCAACUCUUCACCAAAGACAUUGCUCUGGUCCAGCAGUUCUUUGAGGCCAUGUGCAAGGAGGAGCCUGACGUCCGUCUAGCCAUCCAGGAGGCUCUGUCUAUGAUGGUGGGAGCCUACGCUAACCUACAGGGGGCGCUGCUGAACCUGAUGGAAGCUCUGGUGGCAGCUUACAUGGGCAAGCCUGAGGUGCAGGUGCGUCAGGUGGCAAUGAAGUACGCCAGCACGGUAUUCGCUCCUGAUCACGUGCCCUCCAGAUACUUGCUCCUAUUGGCUGCCGGGGACCCGAGAGAAGAGGUGUGCAGCGAGGCCCAGCGUGUCCUGAGGGCUCUGCCUGCUAAGAACUCAGAGAAAGAGGGCCGUAAACCCAUGCCCUCCUUCCCUGACAUGGUGGCCUAUAUCCAGGAGAAGGCUGCUCAGAGGAUGAAGACACCAGCUAAGUACAUCGUGGGGACGAACACUCUACCCUUCAACCCUUCUGCAUUUGGCGAGAUCGUGCUGUACCUGCGGAUGUGUCUGGCCCACAGUGCCGGGGCCACGCCCGUCUCUAAGAGCCUGGCGGACAUGCAGGAUGACGCGCCUGCCAUCGGACGCUACAUACACACCCUGCUCUCCAACCAACCCCUGACCUCCUCGUCCUCCACUGGAACCAAGGGAGCAGAGGUCAACCCUGUACAGGUCUACAUGGAGCUACUGCAGCAGCUGCUGUCUGCUGUAGGAGGAGUCCCUGUGAUGUACUGUCUUCUGGAGGUAGUGUCUGUCUGUCCUCACAACCUGGCCCCCAAGUUUAUCCACAAGAUCGACUGGAUCAAGAGUCUUAUGAACACCAACAAGGAGGACCUAAGGGAGCUAGCAGCUCAGCUUUAUGCUGUGGUGGUGUCCACCAUGUCAGGAAACGAGCUGAAGACUGCCGUUCAGACGCUCAUCAAGAUCACUAAAGAUACUCACAGCCCUGAGACCCAGCACGGAGCCAUCAUGGCGCUGGGCUACAUGGUGGCCAGGUACAUGAGCAAGAGGAAGUCCUUCGCUAACGGAGACUCUGCCCUCAACCGGGAACAGAGGAUGAACGACACGCCCAAGGAGGAUGAGGAGCUGGUCGCUAUAGCAACCAAAGCCAUCGGCUCUUUCCUAGACAGUGGUUCCCCCCUGCUGGCGGUCGCUGCCUGUACGGCCCUGGGGGAGAUUGGGAGGAACGGGACUCUGCUCAUCCCUUCAGAAGGAGAGGGAUUCACCAAACUAGCCAUGGUGGAGAACAUGCUGGCUCGCAUCCCCUCUGGGAAAGAGACCCUCAAGAUGAAGGAGAGAGCCAUCCAGACUCUGGGUUAUCUACCAGUGGGGGACGGGGACUUUACCCACCAGAAGAAGCUGCUGCAGGGGCUCAUGGACUCUGUGGAGGCUAAACAGGUAGAACUACAGUUUACAGUAGGUGAGGCCAUCACCAGUGCUGCUAUAGGGACCAGUUCUGGAGCUGCCAGGGACCCAUGGACCUGUACUGAGGAACAAUACAGUCCCCCAGACAAUGUGAAGAGUAAUGAUGUGGUUCCGUGGGUGCUAAACUCCAUCCUGGCUAAGUACAUCCCAAGUCAAAACCCCCACGUCAGACAGGCUGCCUGUAUAUGGCUGCUCUCUCUGGUGAAGAAGCUGCACCAGCACAAAGAGAUCAGGUCUCACCUGAAGGAGAUCCAGACUGCUUUCAUCUCCAUCCUGUCAGACCCUGAUGAGUUGAGUCAGGACGUGGCGUCUAAAGGUCUCGGUCUAGUCUAUGAGAUGGGAGGAGAGGGAGACCAGCAAGAACUGGUGUCUACACUGGUCGAAACACUGAUGACUGGCAAGAGGGUGAAGCAUGCCGUUUCGGAGGACACGGAGGUGUUCCAGGAGGAAGCCCUGGGGAAAGCCCCCGACGGGCACGGACUCUCCACCUACAAGGAGCUGUGCUCAUUGGCCAGUGACCUCAACCAACCGGAUCUGGUCUACAAGUUCAUGAACCUAGCCAAUCACCACGCCAUGUGGAAUUCCCGCAAGGGAGCAGCGUUUGGGUUCAACAUCAUAGCAGCGAAGGCAGGAGAGCAGCUCGCCCCCUACCUACCUCAGCUGGUACCACGUCUGUACAGAUACCAGUUUGACCCCAACCUGGGCAUCAGGACGGCCAUGACCUCCAUCUGGGACGCUCUGGUCACUGACAAGAACAUGGUUGAUAAGUAUCUGAAGGAGAUCCUCCAGGAUGUGAUAUCUAACCUGACCAAUAGCAUCUGGAGGGCCCGGGAGUCCGCCUGCCUGGCUCUCAACGACCUCAUCCGAGGCCGCAACGCCGACCAUCUCAUUGAUCACCUGGCAGAGAUCUGGGAGACCCUGUUCAGGGUGCUGGACGACAUCAAGGAGUCUGUCAGGAAGGCUGCUGAUAUAACCCUCAAAACACUGAGUAAGGUGUGUACUAGGAUGUGUGAGUCGUCAGGUUUAGCAGCCCAGAGGACUGUAGCUGUUCUGUUACCAACCCUCCUGGAUAAAGGUAUCGUCAGCAACGUGCCUGAGGUCCGCUCUCUCAGUAUCCAGACCCUGGUGAAGGUGUCUAAGACAGCUGGUAACAGGUUGAAGCCCCACGCCCCUCGUCUGAUCCCUGCCCUCCUGGAGGCCCUCAGUGUCCUGGAGCCACAGGUCCUCAACUACCUCAGCCUCCGAGCCACAGAGCAGGAGAAGAGUGCCAUGGAUGCUGCCAGACUCAGUGCUGCCAAGUCCUCCCCCAUGAUGGAGACCAUCAACAUGUGUCUGCAGCACCUGGACGUGUCUGUCCUGGGGGAGCUGGUCCCCAGACUCUGUGACCUCCUGAAGAGUGGAGUGGGUCUGGGCACCAAGGGUGGUUGUGCCAGUGUGAUCGUGUCCCUCACCGUCCAGUGUCCCCAGGACCUCACCCCCUACUCAGGUAAACUGAUGAGUGCCCUACUGAAUGGAAUCCAUGACCGUAGCAGUGUUGUCCAGAAAGCCUUCUCCUUCGCUCUGGGACAUCUAGUCAGGACAGCGAAGGACAGCAGUGUAGAGAAACUCCUACUGAAACUCAACACCUGGUACCUGGAGAAAGAAGAGCCGGUGUACAGGUCGUCGUGUGCCCUGACGGUCCACGCUAUCAGCCACUACAGCCCUGAUGUCCUGAAGGGCCAUGCGGUGGUCGCUCUGCCUCUAGCCUUCCUGGGUAUGCACCAGGCACCGGGACCAGACGAGGAGAAGGGAGAGAGCCAUGACGCCACGCUGUGGAACGAGGUCUGGCAGGAACACGUACCAGGAAGCUUCGGGGGCAUCCGUCUCUACAUGACGGAGCUGAUCGACAUUACCCAGAAGGCCUUGCAGUCCCAGUCGUGGAAGAUGAAGGCCCAGGGUGCGGCUGCCAUGGCGUCCAUCGCUAAGCAACAGACGGGUUCUCUGGUCGCCCCUCACCUGGGUAUGGUGUUGUCCGCUCUACUGCAGGGACUGGUUGGGCGCACCUGGACUGGAAAGGAGGAGCUGUUGAACGCCAUCGGCUCUGUGGUGUCAAAGUGCAGUGGGGAGCUCCAGAAGUCCUCCCCGGGCCAGCCCAGUGUACCAGAGGUGAUAGAUCUGGUGUUGAAGGAGUGUCGUAAAGACAACCUGGUCUACAAGAUGGCUGCCCUGGGCUGUGCUGCUGACGUCCUGCAGGCCACACAGGAAGACCGCUUCAGUGACAUGGCAGACAUACUCAUACCACUCAUUAAGAAGAACUCUGCAGCAACUUCGAGGUUGAGACAUGAUAGUGAUGACGAUCGGGAUGAGAAGGAGAAGGAGCUGCAGACUGAAGCUCUACUCUGUGCCUUCCAGACGCUGGGCAAGACCUGGCCCAACAACACACAAACCCAGGAGCGUUUCCAGUUGGACCUGUGCUGUCUGAUGUGUGAGAGGUUGAAGCUCAGUACAUGGAGGGUCCAGGUGGGGGUACUACAGUCUAUGAAGGCGUACUUCCAGGGGUUGCUACUGUUGGAGAAAGAGAAAGACAACCAGAACUUCACAGCCUUGUCCCUUAUUCUCACAGAGACAUGCAGCGCUCUCACACACCCACUAGAGAAUAAGGGUUACUCCUCUGUGAGGACCGAAGCCUUGUCUGUUGUGGAACUACUGGUGAAGAGGACCGGAGAGAGCGGUCAGUGGGAGUGUGUAUCGGGGAAGAGUCGCGAGCAGCUGCAGCGUUCCCUGUCCACCCUGCAGACAGACAGCAGACCUGACCUACGAGACAAGGCCCAGGAACUACGGAGGAACAUCCAGAGUCAACCCUGAACACACACACACACACACACACACACACACACACCUAGUCAACCCUGAACACACACACACACACACCUAGUCAACCCUGAACACACACACCCCCAGAUCUCUGUCUGGACAGGCGUGAUGAGUUAUAAUGUGUAUUGUGUCGAUGGGUGGACGGCUGGGGCAUUAUAAUUGGACAGUGUCAUAGUAAACGCCAUAUCAACUCACUAUGUAAACAAACAGCACCCUAUUCCCUCAGUAGUGUACUACUGUUGACCAGGUCUUCUAGGACUCUCUGCUCUGAAGUAGUGUACUACUGUUGACCAGGUCUUCUAGGACUCUCUGAAGUAGUGUACUAUGUCGUCCAGGGAUCAUCAACUAGAUUCAGCCGCGGGACAAUUUUUAUUUUUUUUCUUGAGCAGAUGGGAUCAGGUGGCUAUUAGAUCAAUGAUUAUAAUUGACAAAAAAACAUUUCAAAUCUAGUUUAGAAUCACAUACAUCUCUUGGAGACUUUGGAACAUAUUUCCCAAACUAAAAGCAGUUAAUGUUUUUUUUACAUACUUUCUUUAAAAAAAAUACUCGGGGGGCCAAAUAAAGUCCUGGGCAGUUUGGGAACCUGGAUAAAGGGAAUCUGGUGCUGUUAGGGAUUUGUCCUGUAACAGGUCCCUUCUUUCUCUCCUGCUGCAGCCAGUACAGUACGUCCCACAUGGUGCCCUUAUUCCCUAAACACUACUAGUGGGAAUAGGUUGCCAUUUGGGACGUAACCAAGGAUGAUACUGCAACUUUAUUUAACACGUUGGUUGUCAACUCCCUGGUCCUGGAGCACGGAGGCUGUUCCAGCCCAGUACUAAUAGUCUACAGCACCUGUUCAACUCAUUCCACAGAGAGCUGAGUGUCUGGAGCUUCUCCCUCGAUGAAUUAAGGUCACUAAUUAGGAAGGAACUCCCCUCACCUGGUUGUCUAGGGCUUAAUUGAAAGGAAAAACCUGCGGCCACUCCCCUGAUGUUAUCACAGUUUGGAUCAGUACUUGACUUGGACUGAAAUAGGUUCAGGAGCUCAAGCAGUAGAACCAGUGAACUCCUGAUCUUGAUGAUAGGUAAUGUUAACUAGUGCUGGGUUGGACCAAAAGCCUGCACCUCUUCAGAACUGGAGUUGGUGACCAGUGAUGUUUCUCUGUCUGAACUGGUCAUUAUGUCUCUCCCCCAGUUUGCAUGUUUAAAACAUUUUCAGAAAUGUUGAUUAUAAACGCAACAAUGAACAGUGGGGGUUGGUGAGCGGGAGGCAUGUGUUCUUGUGAAUUUGUUUCCAAAAUAAAAACUACCUUGAGCUUU
Salmo salar (Atlantic salmon) is the source of this 7098-nucleotide messenger RNA. The record is from RefSeq and is a predicted model, not a curated record. NCBI's taxonomy places the organism in Eukaryota, Metazoa, Chordata, Actinopteri, Salmoniformes, Salmonidae.